CCGCUCCCUUUGAACGCUCCUAAGGGAACUCCGAGUCGAGACUUUUUGUGUUCUAUCAGACUCCGCUUAGCUACGGCAGUACGCUUGUGCUUCUCUACCUUAAUUCAAGGAAAGUUUUGAGCUGUGAUCCUAGCAAAUUUUACUAGCUCCACGGGGGGCGGGGGUGUCCCCCUUCUCUUUCGAUCACCUGGGGGUUCAAUGUAACUGUUGGACUGUCCUUAAUUGCCAUUUUUGUGGUCGUGUUACAGUAAGCACGCAAUCCCGUGGUGCAGGAUCCUCAUAAGGAAAGCAGGUAAGGGGGUGCCAUGCCGGCCGCCGCUCCCCUGCUGCUCCUCCUCGCCAUCUGGUGGUGGCCCCUGGUACUGCUGCUGCUGUGCCCCGUUCCCUCGCCCGGCCGGGCGGCAGCCCCCCCCCCCCGACCCCCGCCCGCCCCGACCGCCCGUGACCGCUACGCACCUGACCGACGCCAGCCCCUCAGCCACCUCCUCCUGGACCCCGACACGGGGCACGUCUACGUCGGGGGCGUGAACUUCCUCCACCACCUCUCCCCGGACCUGCGGGCCGUCUCCUCGGGGAGGACGGGGCCCAAACUGGACAGCCCCGACUGCCUGCCCCCCAUCGACCCGCGCGACUGCACCCAGGCCCGGGAGACCGACAACACCAACAAGAUCCUGCUGCUGGUGGAGAGGGGGAGCGAGGAAGAGGAGGAGGAAGGGGGGGGACGGGACGAGGAGGACCGCCGGCGCCUGGUGGUGUGCGGGACGGUCCUGCAGGGCAUCUGCGAGAAGCGCAGCCUGGGCAACGUGUCCCGGGUGCUGUACCGCACGGAGAACCCGGUGGACACGCAGUACGUGGCGGCCAACGACCCGCGCGUGUCCACGGUGGGCGUGGUGGUGGAGCAGAGGGGCGCGCUGGUGAUGCUGGUGGGGCGCGGCUACACCAGCAAAGGCCCCGGCGGCAUCCCGCCGAUCACCACCCGCCGCCUGGCCCCCGGCCCCCGCCACUCGGCCCCCGCCUUCUCCCACGAGGAGCUGGGCAAGCUGGUGGUGGGCAGCUACUCCGAGUACAACAACAACUUCGUGGCGGCGCUGCGGCACGGCGCGCACGUCUACUUCCUGUUCUCGCGGCGCGACGUUCGCGGCCUGCGGGACUACCGCACCUACGUGUCGCGGCUGUGCGCGGGCGACACCAGCUUCUACUCGUACGUGGAGGCGCCGCUGGAGUGCCGGGGCGGGCACAACCUGGCGCAGGCGGCGGCGCUGGGCCAGCUCCGCGGCGCCCCCCACCUGUUCGUGGCCAUGGCGACGGGGCAGGCGUCCACGCCGGUGCCCGCGGCCCGCUCGGCGCUGUGCGCGUACGGCCUGGCGGAGCUGGACCGCGCGCUGGAGCGGGCGCAGCUGCUGUGCUACACGCAGGAGGGGCGCGGCGCGCAGGGCCAGGAGGAGGCCUACAUCGAGUACGAGGUGUCGUCCGCCUGCCUGCGUCUGUCUCAGAACGUCCUAAACGAGUACCCCUGUGGAGGGGAGCACACCCCGAGCCCCAUCGCCAGCGCCGUCCCCCUUUCGGCCGCGCCCAUCCUGACGUGGAACGAGCAGCUGACGGCCGUGGCCUCGGCCAACGAAGUGGGCCACACCGUCGUGCUGCUGGGGGACAGGAGGGGGCAGCUGCACAAGGUGUUCUUGAAGCCGGACGGAAAUGGAAGUCUGUAUGAGACGGUGCUGGUGGACAAGGACAGCCCCGUCAACGCUGACCUGCUGCUGGACGCUACCGGACAGAGCGUUUACGUCAUGACCCGGAGCCGGGUGACCAAGGUGCCCGUCUCUCAGUGUGGGCGACACACGGACUGCGACUCCUGCCUGUCUGCCUGGGACCCCUUCUGCGGCUGGUGUGUGCUGGAGGGCAGAUGCACUCGCAAGCUGGAAUGUUCCCGGCAAGAGCGGGCCAAUCACUGGCUCUGGAGCUAUCGUCACGGAAACAAGUGUGUGACGGUGGAGAGCCUCAGUCCAGCCGUUCAGAGCAGAGAGGAGCGGACGCAGGUCUUCCUCACAGUGGUGCAGUUGCCCUCUCUGUCGGAGGAGGAGGCCCUGACCUGCUCUUUCGGCGACCUGCGUGAUCAGCCCGCGGUUGUCAAGGAGAGCAUCGUGUGUCAAUCACCGCUGCCGGAGGACCUCCCACCAAGCCCUCCUGGCACGGAUCAUGUGACCUUGCCCGUGGCCCUGAUGUUUGGGGAGGUGAUCAUCUCUCAGGCCAACAUGACCUUCUAUGACUGCAGGGCAGCGGGACAGCUCAACAAGACCUCCCCGUGCAUGGCGUGUGUUGGCAGUUUGUGGCCGUGCCACUGGUGUGUUCUGGAUCAGCUAUGUACACACAGAGACAAAUGUGCCCAUCAACACAUCAUCUACAACAUGCUGUCCCAGGAGCUGGAGCCUCGGGGGGUGGAGUCCUGCCCCUGCGUUUCGGCCAUCCAGGGGUCCCCCCUGGUCCCCGUCGGCUUCGCCACCCAGUUGGUCCUGCUGGGGCGGAACCUGGACCUGUUUGAGGAGGAAGAGAAGUACGAGUGUGUGGUGGACAUAGAGGGGGAGGAGCUUAUUCUGGCCGCCACCGUGGAGAAAAGCAAAGAGCCACAGACUCACACCAUCACCUGCACGGCUCACCAGUUCCAGUACUCUGUCAGGCAGCUGGAGUAUGCUGCCCCCAUUUACCUGCUGAGAGGCCCCUCCCACCGCAUAGACUCCGCCCCUCACCUGCGAUUGCAGCUGUACAACUGCACAGUGGGGCAGGCGGACUGCAGCCAGUGCCACGCGGUGUCUGCGCAGUACGGCUGCGUGUGGUGUGGAGGCGCGGCUCCCGGCUGCGUGUACAAGCCCUCCUGUCCCGCCAGCCCGGAGGAGAGCUGCCCCCCUCCGCUGAUAACACGGAUCCACCCCCAGACUGGGCCCUUGGAGGGGGGUGUCCUGGUGACCAUCUGGGGCUCGAACCUGGGCCAGCAGUUCCAGGACGUCCAGGGAGGGGUGACGGUGGCGGGAGUGUCCUGCGUCCCACAGCCGGAGGCCUACCUGAUAUCCACCAGGAUUGUGUGUGAGCUGCAGCCCAGCGCCACGGAGACCCAGGGUCCGGUAACUGUUACCGUGGGAAACGCAGAAAUCGGACAGUCCGCACAGAUCUUUACUUACCAGAGUCCCCAGCUCAGCGGGAUAGUGCCGCUGAGGGGCCCAGUGUCUGGUGGGACGGCCCUCACGGUCCAGGGGACCCAGCUUCUGACAGGACAGAGAAGUGACCUAACAGCCUACGUAGGCCAACACCCCUGCUACAUAGUGGAGGAGGUUAACGACACACAGCUGGUCUGCCGCACCAGCCCUGGAAACCACACAGGGGAAGUGCAGGUCAAAGUUCUGUUUGGCAAAGCAGAGAGGGUUCUGGGAAAUGCAGUCUUCCAGUACACAGAUGACCCGACCAUCACUGAUGCUGAACCUGCGGAAAGUUUCAUGGGGGGUGGGCGUGGCAUUAAGGUCAGUGGGCGGAACCUGGAUGUGGUGCGGCAGCCAAUGAUAUCGGUGUUGACCGAACCGGAGGAACGCGUGAGGACGAAACGAUUCGCUCGACUGGCGGCAAAAAAUCCCGGUGUCCUGUUCGACAGCAGCGUGCCGAAGAUACAGGAGCCCUGCACCGACGUCUCCUUCGACCAGAUGACCUGCGCGACGCCGACUGUGCCGCCGAGGUCAAAGGUCGCCGGCGUGUGGUUCGAGAUGGACAACGUGAAAGUGGACUUCGCCAGCGUCAGCGGGAGGCCCUUCACCUACCACCGGGACCCCGUUCUGCACCCGCUCAACCGGGACGACCCGGAGGCCCCUUUCCGCUUCAAACCCGGCGGGGUCAUCGCCGUGCAGGGCGAGAAUCUGACCCUGGCCAUGACCCGGCAGGAAGUGGUCGCCACGCUGGGGCAGGAGGAGUGCGAGAUGAAGACGUUGGACAGCACCCACCUGUACUGCGAGCCCCCGGAAACGCAACCCCUCAGCCGGGACAACUCCGACAACCCCCCCACCCUUCGCGUGGUGAUGGGGAGGGUGAAGUUUGACCUGGGGCCCGUGCUGUACGACGGUGAUGCUCUCUCCCCGCUCCCCCUCCCCGCACAAGUGGGCCUGGCAGCCGGGGCCGCGGUGGUGGUGCUCAUCGUGCUGGUCAUCAUCCUCAUGUACAGGAGGAAGAGUAAGCAAGCUCUGCGGGACUACAAGAAAGUGCUGGUUCAGCUGGAGACCCUGGAGAUUAACGUGGGUGACCAGUGCAGGAAGGAGUUCACAGAUCUCAUGACUGAGAUGAUGGACCUGAGCAGCGACGUUGGGGGUCCGGGGAUCCCCCUCUUGGACUACCGCACGUACGCGGAGCGCGUUUUCUUCCCCGGCCAGCGGGGGGCGCCGCUGAGCCAGAACCUGGACCUGCCGGAUUCCCGCCGGCAGACGGUGGAGCAGGGCCUGGGGCAGCUGAACAACCUGCUCAACAACCGCCUGUUCCUCAUCAGGUUCAUCCACACCCUGGAGGCGCAGCAGAGCUUCUCCCAGAGGGACCGGGGCUACGUGGCGUCCCUGCUCACCAUGGCCCUGCACGACAAGCUGGAGUACUUCACCGACGUCAUGAAGACGCUGCUCGGCGACCUGGUGCAGCAGUACGUGGACAAGAACCCCAAACUCAUGCUGCGCAGGACUGAAACAGUGGUGGAGAAGAUGCUGACCAACUGGAUGUCCAUCUGCCUCUAUUCCUUCCUCAAGGAGGUUGCUGGGGAGCCCCUGUACAUGCUGUACCGGGCCAUUAAGUACCAGGUGGAUAAAGGGCCCGUGGACGCAGUGACGGGGAAGGCCAAGCGCACGCUCAACGACAGCCACCUGCUCCGAGAAGACAUCGACUACUGCUCUAUGACCCUGACGGUGCUGCUGAAGAGCGGGUCCGAGGUCCAGCACUGCCCGGUCAAGGUUCUGGACACGGACACCAUCACGCAGGUCAAGGACAAGAUCCUGGACCAGACGUACAAGGGGGCGCCGUUCUCCCAGCGGCCGGCGGCCGACUCGCUGGACCUGGAGUGGCGAUCCGGACAGGCAGGUCACCUGACCCUGUCUGAUGAUGAUGUCACCGCCAUCGUCCAGGGACGCUGGAAGAGGCUCAACACCCUGCAGCACUACAAGGUGCCGGAUGGUGCCACCGUGGCUCUUAUCCCUCGCUCCCAGAGUUCUGUGCAAAUGGGCGUCAGUCAGGUCUACCAGACUGGAGAGAAGACGCCCAUGUUGGAAGGUGAGGAAGAGGAAGGUGUGCGUUUGUGGCACCUGGUGAAGUCCAGCGAGGAUCCCGAAAUUCCCAAACACCGCAAGAGCAGCAUGAGGGAGCGGGAGAGAGCCAAGGCCAUCCCUGAAAUCUACCUCACCCGCUUGCUGUCCAUGAAGGGCACGCUGCAGAAGUUUGUGGACGACGUGUUUGUGGCCAUACUCAGCACCAAGCGGCCGCCGCCCAUCGCCGUGCGCUUCUUCUUCGACUUCCUGGACGAAAUGGCGUUGAAGCACGGCAUCGAGGACCCGGAGACCGUGCACAUCUGGAAGACGAACAGCUUGCCCUUGCGGUUCUGGGUGAACAUCUUGAAGAACCCGCAGUUCGUCUUUGACGUGCAGGUGACGGACAGCGUGGACGCGGUGCUGUCCGUCAUCGCUCAGACCUUCAUCGACUCGUGCACCACGUCCGAGCACAAAGUGGGCCGGGACUCUCCCGUGAACAAAUUGUUAUACGCCAGAGAGAUCCCCAGAUACAAGCAGCUGGUUGAAAGGUAUUACAGCGAUAUCCACAGUGCGGUUUCGGGCUGCUACCAGGAGAUGAACUCCACCCUCACGGAGCUAUCGGGGAGCUUUGCGUCAGAGAUGAACAGUUUGGUGGCGCUGCAUGAACUCUACAAAUACAUCAAUAAGUACUACGACCAAAUCAUCAUGGCCCUGGAAGAGGACGCCGCCGGGCAGAAGAUGCAGCUGGCCUACCGUCUGCAGCAGGUCGCCGCCUUGGUGGAGAACAAAGUCACCGACCUUUGACCCCUGCUGACUGUCGCCAGCAAAUGGCGUUGGAGCAGGGCGCUGCACUCAGGGGGCGGGGGGGGGGGCCAGCUGAGGUUCACGAACCCCAGUGGAAAUACAAGCCUGUGCUGACACUGGAGCCCUCAAUCAAUUCCUCUUUGGAAAAUUGGAUUUCUUUUUAGGAAUUUUCUAAAAAUGGAUUUGGCAAGGGAACUUAAAAAAAAAAAAAAAAAAAAAAUCAUUUGUCGGAAUAAUGAAAAUGACAAAGCAGGAAAUCGUUUUUGUUCUGCGGGUGCGUGUGUGUGUGUGUGUGAUCGCCGUUAGCACGCGUGUGAGCAUGUGCAAGUGGACGUGUGUGCUUUUGAGUCGGUGAGCCGUCACAAAUUGCGGUAAUGGCUGUCGUGGUCAGUGAAUUAUCGGAUUCGCAUUUUUUGUGCAUUUUCUGAUUCCAGGGGUCUUUUUUUUCAUAAUCGUGGGAGCACUGAAAGUGAAUCUGCAGAAUGUGCUGUUAAACCUGUGGGAAAAGUAAUGGCAUUUUUAACAGGUUUUGUGUUGCAUUUUCAGGAAGCACCACUUAAGACACCGGUCAUGAUGCUGGAGAUCUCUGUUUAGUUGCUAGUUUAUUCCUACCAGUUGGACGGACGCAAGCUAUUUAUACUUAAAUGAAAACCAGCUAGAAAAUGAUAAACAUCCAAGAGCAUGUUCUGAUGUUUUAAGUGUCUGAACUAUCAUGUGUCUCAUCAUUUGUGUGGAUGUGACGAAACGGUGGGAAUAUUGUGGUUACUGCCUCAGACUGAGGGAGAAGUCAUGCAGUAUGGGGAGAAAUUUUUUAAGGAUGAAAAAAAUGUCCACAGUCAAUCUUUUUAAAUGUGAAAAUUUGAAAGGGGUUUUGUAGUCGUAUGCAUAUUAAUCCUGUUCCGUUUAAUUCCGAACAGAAAUGUCUCCGUUUUUAAAAUGCAGUUGCAGUUGUAUUAUCAGCCUGUUUAAAAUGGUUGCACAUAUAGUUUGAAUAAUUCUUCUCUGUUUGAGCCCUGACUUAACCAAUAGGCAGUCAUUUGAACUGAAGCACCGAUACAGCAAUUUGCUGUUUUAUUUGUUUCCAAGAAGAUGGGAGUUUUUCCUCAGCAAGGGAAAUGGAAACUGUUUGUAUAUCUCUACUGUUAAUCUUUUUUUUCUGGGUUUCAUUUGAUAUGAACUGGGUUAUCUGGGUUAACUAUCAAUGGAAUGGUGCGGGAAAUAUUGAGAAUCUGUUGUUGCUUAAAGAUGAUUCUUAAGCAGGUUCAACACAGAUUCUGCUAGAUAUUAAGGAGCUUAGGCUGUUUUCUGUGCUUUCAAUAUCAACUGAAAAUGAAACGAUUUAAAAUCUUGAACAUAUUUGCAUAUUUGUUCCCUGACUGGGCCUCUUCCACAUGGUUCUCUGGGGUUCCAGUUGCCCAGUUGCUGUCAGAUGACAAAGACUUACCCUGGGGCAACCCUUUUUAAAUACAUUUAAAAAAACAACAAAAAAAAACAACACUAUUCAUUUCAGUCAGCGAUAGUCUCUGAGGUGUUUUCGUACACCUCAACUGAAAUUAACAGUAUUGGUUUGUUUGGGUCAUCAAACAGCUUCUCAUUUUAUGUAAAUAUACAGCACUGCUUUGCCGGCAAGUGUGUAGCAAUAAGGAGCACAGCAGUUGAGAUGGGCGGGACCAGGUGAUACGAGGCAUACGAUUGGUGGAAAUGUGCACACAAGUAACCUGGGGGAUGGUGUGGGGGGUGGGGGUGGGGGGGGCAUUCUUAGAUGGACACUGUAUAGAGACUAACUUAUUUACUGUAAAUAGUGCUUAUUUAUACACAAUUGCCAAAUGUGCCUUCUUUUGAAACACUUUUUAAAAAAACGGUAACUGCUAAAUGACACGUGCUUAAAUGCAUUUCCUGAAAUGUUUGCCAAAUAAAAACGGGUGUGGCAAAAUGGCGGUGGAUUUGUCCUCAGCAGCAAUAUCUGAAUGAGCAUCCGAUUCGAUAAAGGAAACAUCAAACAGACCAAUGGCUGAUAAGUUCUGACGCUAUUGUUGGUGAUGGGAGCCAAAUGAACUUUUUUUCCCCCCCUCAUCGAUUGGCUCUUGGGAGCUCCUGGAUCGUCUUUCUGUAUUGUUGGUCAGAUUCCACACACACUCUCUGCCUAGGAACACAUCUGCUUUUUAUGAUCGGAUCGAUCUUGCAGUGGCUCGAGUGGGGAAAAAGAGAAAAAUGGCGGUGGUGUUGGUGUACAUAGAGAGAGUUUUAGUAGAAAUCUGUAGGUUGAUUUUACGGUUAUAUUUACAGUUUUUGUUAUUAACGUGUUUUUAUCUGGCACUUUGUUUUACGUUUUGGUUUAUUUUAGAUCCCCCCCCCCCCCCACCACCACCUUAUUUUUCUUUAAAACUUCUAGACAACGUGUAAAGCAAAAUUUGGGUGCGCAGAAGAGUGUCAUUUGUGAGCCCUGGGGCUAUAUGCAGGAUACCUGUUAGGUUUAUCUAGAGGGAAGCUUUACCCGGGUAACACAAAACAUUCUCGCAAUGUUGCUGCCAUGUAGUGCCAAUGUUAUAACGUUCACAAAACAUUCCAUUAACACUGUGAGAACAUUUUGUGUUAACUGGAAGGAAUUUGCUUCUGUGCGUGGUGCAUACAGAAAUAAGAAAUCUAAAUCAGUGCCACCAGAGUCCUAUAUUGCACGAAACGUAGCCUUUCUGUUCAUUUGUUUCUUUAAUUUAUUUCUAUAUUUAUUUUUUAUUUAACUGGAGGUAUCUGGGUUGUUCCUCAUGCCUUGUGAGGCAACAGCACAGUAUUCCCCAACACCCCCUGCCAACUUUUACAACCUGUAUAGUCGAAGAGCCAAAAACACCACUCCACACUGCUGUGAAUGUUAGAUUAUUAUUUAUGCUUGUGUUCGCCUAUUUGUGUUUAGCUGUCUGUGUUUUGCCGUUGGUAGUGUUCUUGGUUAGUAUAAUUUCCCCUUGCAUGUUUGUGAUUUAAUAUGUUCAGUGCUUGGCUGAAUAUUUGUGUAUACUGCUUGGUUGGAUGUUUGUAUAUGAGUGUGCGUGCGUUGGUGUGUGGGUGCUAAGCUUAUAAAUGUCUAGUCUUUGCGUGGAUACACUUGUCGAUGUCAGUAAAACAAUUGCCACUGGCAGACAAAAAGAUUCUUUUAGUAACAACUGACAUUUUUGAUACACUGAAGAGACUGAUAGCACAAACAAAACUGAGUCUCCUGUCUUCCUGUUUGUCGUACUUUUCCCUGACCCCGUCAGACUCUUUCCAAGUCUGUUUCCUUUUCAUCAUUUCAAAAUGGCUGUCAACUCUGCCCUCAGUAGAAGCAACAGAAAGAAACAUUUUUCGUCAUUCCGUUUCACGAAAGUGGUGAAGUAGUUGGGAAUCGGGCCUGGGGAUUUAUGAGCACAAUCCACAGUUGUUUUUUUUUUUAAUGUCCCGAAGGAGAAGCAAUAAGGAAUGGCUUUCAGAAGGCCCUGGAGCUAAAAGAGGACUGGACCCAGCCUAAUGUUUUACACUAUUUUCUAUUUGUAUUGUGAAUAGUUUGCUAACCAUUGUGUAUAUGUGCCUGUAAAUAUCGUGAAGAGAAUCCGUUCUUACUAUACAGUUGAAUGGAACUACUGUACUGCUGUAUCAUUUACUGAAAUUUUGGAAGUUAAAAGGAUGAAUUGAAUGAUUUAUAUGGGGAAGAAUAAAGUUAUAAUUUUAACAUUGAA
Molecule: messenger RNA, 9763 nt
Organism: Anguilla rostrata (American eel)
Lineage: Eukaryota; Metazoa; Chordata; Actinopteri; Anguilliformes; Anguillidae
Gene: plxnb3
Product: plexin B3
Exons: 36
Coding region: 306-6059 (1917 amino acids)
Biological process (GO): semaphorin-plexin signaling pathway involved in axon guidance; regulation of cell migration
Cellular component (GO): plasma membrane; semaphorin receptor complex
Molecular function (GO): protein binding; semaphorin receptor activity
Source: RefSeq, a predicted model, not a curated record